This is a messenger RNA of Saprolegnia parasitica CBS 223.65, 276 nucleotides long. RefSeq lists its product as hypothetical. The annotation marks the transcript as partial. NCBI's taxonomy places the organism in Eukaryota, Oomycota, Saprolegniomycetes, Saprolegniales, Saprolegniaceae. Gene Ontology annotation, molecular function: oxidoreductase activity, acting on the CH-OH group of donors, NAD or NADP as acceptor. The record is from RefSeq and is a predicted model, not a curated record. The transcript has a single exon.
AUGGCCGCCAGCAGCACACACCGCGUCGCGAUUGUCACGGGCGGCUCCAAAGGCAUUGGCGAAGCCUGCGUCGUGAAGCUCCUUAGCCAAGGCUACAAGGUCUACAACCUCGACAUUGCACCGGCGUCCCAUGGCAUCUUCGUCGCUUGCGACGUGAGCUCCGUCGCCACCGUCGAGGCCGCGGUCGCUGCGAUCGUGGCCGAGAACGGCCAUGUCGACUGCCUCGUGGCCAACGCCGGCAUCUACUUCAGCGCGACGAUCGAAGAGACGUCCGAG